AUGUCUACAUCCGGUUUUGGCCAGAUAGAGGCAAACAAUUUGACACAACGAGGGAAAAGAGCUCAAAAAUCCGAGAAAAUCCCAUUAAAAGCUGUCCAAGAAGACGUCGAUGAUAAACUAAAGGGUAUUAAUGUGAGUAGCAAGAAUGUUAAUCCACUUUAUAAGCUCGAAGCAAUCGCAAUGCCAGUGAUCUUUACCGCACUUGCCAUGUUCACUAGAAUGUACAAGAUCGGAGUGAAUAACCAUGUUGUAUGGGAUGAAGCACAUUUUGGUAAGUUCGGUUCAUAUUACUUAAGGCAUGAAUUUUACCAUGAUGUGCAUCCACCAUUGGGUAAGAUUUUGGUGGGAUUUUCAGGAUAUCUAGCGGGCUACAAUGGUUCUUGGGACUUUCCCUCAGGUGAAAUGUAUCCUGAAUACAUUGAUUAUGUGAAGAUGAGGAUUUUUAAUGCAACUUUUUCCUCUUUAUGUGUUCCAUUGGCUUACUUUACCGCUAAGGAAAUUGGUUUUAGUUUACCUUCAGUUUGGUUGUUUACUAUUUUGGUUUUAUGUGAGAACUCUUAUGCGACGUUAGGAAGAUUUAUUUUACUUGAUUCGAUGUUAUUGCUGUUUACUGUUAGUUCUUUCUAUGCUUUUAUUAGAUUCCAUAAUGAGAGGAGUAGGCCAUUCCAGAGGAAAUGGUGGAAGUGGUUGUUGAUGACUGGUAUAUCUCUUGGAUGUACUAUAUCGGUGAAAAUGGUUGGUCUAUUUAUCAUUACCCUAGUUGGUCUUUAUACUAUUGCUGACCUAUGGCAGAAAUUGGGCGACAAGAACAUUUCCGGUAAAAAAUUCACAUAUCACUUUGCUGCUAGAGCAGUAUGUCUAAUUGUUGUACCAUUUUUGGUUUUUCUACUAUGUUUCAAGGUUCAUUUUGACUUAUUAUCACACUCUGGUACCGGCGAUGCUAACAUGCCAUCGUUGUUCCAAGCGAACUUGGCCGGUUCAGACGUUGGUGUAGGCCCCCGUGACGUUGUUGUUGGGUCUUCAUUAGUGUCAAUUAAAAAUCAGGCGUUAGGUGGUUCAUUGUUACAUUCACACAUACAGACCUACCCAGAGGGUUCAAACCAGCAGCAAGUAACCUGUUAUGCUCACAAAGACUCUAACAACUACUGGAGAUUUGACAGAAAAAGAGGUCUUGCUCGUUGGGAUAAUAAUACCGAGACUGAACACGAACCUGUCGUUGAUGGCGGUGAAUACAGACUAGUCCACAGUAACACUGGAAGAAAUUUACAUACGCAUCCGGUUUUUGCUCCAAUCACUAGCACUGCGUGGGAAGUGUCCUGUUAUGGUAAUGCUGAAGUUGGUGAUGUAAAGGAUAACUGGGUGAUUGAAUUUGCUAGUCAGCCUGGUAGUGAAAAUAAGACUGUUUUACACACCUUAUCGACUUCAUUCCGUAUCAAGAAUGUUGAAAUGGAUUGCUAUUUGGCACAGACAGCUAACCACUUACCAGAAUGGGGAUUUAGACAAAGUGAGGUGAUUUGUAUGAAGUCGCCAUUUAAGAGGGACAAGAGAACAUGGUGGAAUAUUGAAACUCAUGAAAAUGAAAAGUUACCUCCAAGACCGGAGAAUUUCACAUAUCCUGGGACAAAUUUCAUCAAGGAUUUUAUUCACCUAAAUUUGGCUAUGAUGGCAACAAAUAACGCUUUAGUUCCUGAUCCUGACAAGCUGGAUCCAUUAGCUUCUUCCGCAUGGCAAUGGCCAACUUUGAAUGUUGGUAUAAGACUAUGUGGAUGGGGAGAUAAUAACGUGAAAUAUUACUUGAUUGGUUCCCCUGCAUCCACUUGGCCGUCCACUGCCGCUGUCUUAAUUUGCAUCUGCCUCGUUGGAAUCUAUUUGCUGAGAUGGCAAAGGCAAUCUGUUAUAUUCAAAGAUUCUAAAGAUGCUAAUAUUUUCGUCGUCGGUGGUUUUAUUCCAUUGCUGGGUUGGUUCCUACAUUUUUUCCCCUUUGUCAUCAUGGGAAGAGUUACGUAUGUUCACCAUUACUUACCCGCGUUAUACUUCGCGUUGUUGGUCCUCACAUAUUUAUUUGAAGUUAGCACAAAAUCCUGGUCAAAAACAACCAAAGGUAGACUUGUGAGAUACGCUAUUUACGGGAUUUAUUACGCAAUUGUCAUUUAUUACUUCUACUACUUUUUCCCCAUUUCCGCUGGUAUGUCAGGUCCAGCUUCGAAUUAUGCGUACAUGAACUGGUUAAAGUCAUGGUCUAUUUCUUGA
Molecule: messenger RNA, 2250 nt
Organism: Eremothecium sinecaudum
Lineage: Eukaryota; Fungi; Ascomycota; Saccharomycetes; Saccharomycetales; Saccharomycetaceae
Gene: PMT3
Product: dolichyl-phosphate-mannose-protein mannosyltransferase PMT3
Exons: 1
Coding region: 1-2250 (749 amino acids)
Biological process (GO): protein O-linked glycosylation via mannose
Cellular component (GO): membrane; endoplasmic reticulum
Molecular function (GO): dolichyl-phosphate-mannose-protein mannosyltransferase activity
Source: RefSeq, a predicted model, not a curated record